Phytophthora infestans T30-4 is the source of this 777-nucleotide messenger RNA. RefSeq lists its product as uncharacterized. NCBI's taxonomy places the organism in Eukaryota, Oomycota, Peronosporomycetes, Peronosporales, Peronosporaceae. The transcript is spliced from 4 exons. The record is from RefSeq and is a predicted model, not a curated record. The coding region runs from base 1 to 777 and encodes 258 amino acids.
AUGCAAGGCACAACCUUCGUACAACCGUUGUCGGUUGCACGUGGCAUACCGGUAUCUGAUUCCACGUGCCAAUGGGCUAUCUGCAGCUUCCUAACGGGUCUGGACGCCAUCUCGCUGUCCCACACGAGCUCCUUCUGGCUUCAACACCUCAGCGUUUCUUCCUACUGGCAAUCAAAGCUCCCUACUCUCGCUGACCCGCUGCACACCGCCGCGUACAAGGCCUUAUUCCUUCGCAGUCGAUCGCUGGGCUUCAAAGUCUGGUUCGCCCUGCUACCGGAGCAGCCUGACGGAGCGUACACGGGCGGUAUCCUCUACGGCCUCCAGUCGGUGCACGCCGAGAGCCGCGUGUGGCCAAAAUUCCACCAGCAGUUCGUAGUAAUAAGCGCCUUAGGCGACUUAUUCUGCUCUGUACUCGACUAUCGCCCCGUGGUCAAGAGCAACCUCCAACUUCGAUCUGACACAGGAACGUUGCACCGAGAGAUGGACUUCCUUAAGUACGAACAAGUUGGAACGGGGUGCAUUACAGCCAAUGAACUUCACUUCCCCAAGCCAGGACACUUGGGAUGGUAUGGCUUUCAUGGGGUUAUAGACGACUUUCGAGUGUGGCGUGGGCUGCUGUCGGCAGAAGAUGUAGCCACUUUAUCUAGUGGCGUGGAGAAACACUUAAUAAGUUCGUUGAAAGUGGGUACAGGUUCGUCACGAGGGCUCAGGUGGAAUGUCUGCGCUACCGGAACAAUUACCAGCAGAUGCAGUCGAGUUGCUGUGCAGCUAACUUGA